This is a messenger RNA of Caenorhabditis remanei, 1422 nucleotides long. RefSeq lists its product as uncharacterized. The transcript is spliced from 4 exons. Gene Ontology annotation, molecular function: ATP hydrolysis activity; microtubule binding; microtubule severing ATPase activity. Gene Ontology annotation, cellular component: microtubule cytoskeleton. Gene Ontology annotation, biological process: microtubule severing. NCBI's taxonomy places the organism in Eukaryota, Metazoa, Nematoda, Chromadorea, Rhabditida, Rhabditidae. The record is from RefSeq and is a predicted model, not a curated record. Bases 1 to 1422 code for a protein of 473 amino acids.
AUGGUCGGUGAUACUCAAACGGUCACCGGUUAUCUCGAAAGGGCACAAGUUGCCAAAACGAUGGCGGAAGACGGACGAUGGGCAGAUGCCGCAGAUGUACUCAAGCAGCUAAUGGCAGAUGUGAAAACUUGUAAAAUUCCCGCGAGUAACAGAGAAGAUACUGAAUCAAGGACUGCCUUCCUGAAAGCCCUCGAAGUAAACUUGAAGCUAGUCCAACAGAAUGCACGCGACGAAGAAGAUCUUCAUGAUGCAAUGACACGACAGAGUGGUAGUCCAGAGCCACCAGCAGAUCCGGAUGUAUGGUCGAAACCUUCUCCGCCUUUACCCACUUCUUCAAAGUUUGCAACGAAAAAAGCUGGCACAGUGCCAAGAAAACCAAGAGACGUGUCGAAAUCCACGUCAUCGAUGAGCAGUAGUCACGCACAGAAUUCAGUUGACUCGAAGCCAGCGUGCCCAUCUCAAGGAAUACUGCCGCCGAAUAGUGCCGGAGAGUCGUUCGAUGCGUCAGCAUAUGAUUCAUACAUUGUACAAGCGGUACGUGGAACAAUGGCGACACAAACUGAGAAUACGAUGGUUCUGGAUGAUAUAAUUGGAAUGCAUGACGUGAAACAAGUCCUCCACGAAGCAGUGACACUUCCCCUACUAGUUCCCGAGUUCUUCCGUGGCCUUCGGUCUCCGUGGAAAGCAAUGGUCCUGGCUGGACCGCCAGGAACUGGAAAAACUCUUAUUGCUCGAGCCAUCGCUUCAGAAUCCAGCUCAACAUUCUUCACGGUCUCUUCCACUGAUUUGUCAAGUAAAUGGCGAGGCGAUUCGGAGAAAAUCGUGCGUCUGUUGUUCGAAUUAGCCCGCUUUUAUGCUCCAUCCAUCAUUUUUAUUGAUGAAAUCGAUACACUUGGUGGACAACGUGGAAAUUCUGGAGAGCACGAGGCGAGUCGACGCGUCAAAUCUGAAUUCCUCGUUCAAAUGGACGGAGCACAACACAAGUUUGAUGAGCGUCGGGUGUUCGUACUAGCUGCGACGAAUAUUCCAUGGGAACUCGAUGAGGCGCUUCGUCGGAGAUUCGAGAAAAGAAUUUUCAUUCCGUUGCCAGAUUUAGAUGCAAGGAAGAAACUCAUUGAGACUUCGAUGGAGGGAACACCAAAAUCGAAUGAAAUUAAUUAUGAUGAGUUGGCUGCACGAACGGAAGGAUUCUCUGGUGCCGAUGUGGUUUCGUUGUGCAGAACUGCUGCUAUCAAUGUGCUCAGGCGAUACGACACGAAAUCGCUGCGAGGCGGAGAACUCACUGCCGCAAUGGAAUCGCUGAAAACGGAGCCAGUUCGCAACUGUGACUUUGAAGCUGCCCUUCAAGCCGUCUCCUCAAGUGUCGAUCCGGAUACAAUGCUCAAAUGCAAAGAGUGGUGUGACUCGUUUGGUGCCAUGUAA